Molecule: messenger RNA, 1261 nt
Organism: Triticum urartu
Lineage: Eukaryota; Viridiplantae; Streptophyta; Magnoliopsida; Poales; Poaceae
Source: RefSeq, a predicted model, not a curated record
UAUCUCCUCGCGUCGCCCUCGGCACAAUAAUAAAAGCGCAACGGCACCCAGCGAUCUAGGCCUCCUCCUCGCUCACAUCGCCUUCCGUCGGCUCGCGUCUGCUACACUUCCUCUCCCGGCCCGGCUAGAUCUCGCCGGCAGGAGAUGGCGGACGCGAAGCAGCAGCAGGCCGCGGCGCCCACCGGCGUCUGGAAGACGAUCAAGCCAUUCGUCAAUGGCGGCGCCUCCGGGAUGCUCGCCACCUGCGUCAUCCAGCCCAUCGACAUGAUCAAGGUGAAGAUCCAGUUGGGUGAGGGAUCUGCAGCUCAGGUCGCAAAGACCAUGUAUGCUAAUGAGGGCCUUGGUUCCUUUUACAAGGGUUUGUCAGCUGGUUUACUAAGGCAAGCGACCUAUACGACAGCUCGUCUUGGAUCCUUCAGGGUUUUGACAAACAAAGCAAUUGAGGCAAAUGAUGGGAAGCCAUUGCCACUUGUUCAGAAAGCUUUUAUUGGUCUGACUGCUGGAGCGAUUGGCGCAUGUGUGGGCAGUCCUGCUGAUUUGGCACUCAUUAGGAUGCAAGCUGACUCGACCCUACCAGCAGCACAGCGGCGUCACUACAAGAAUGCAUUCCAUGCACUCUACCGUAUCACCGCUGAUGAAGGCGUCCUUGCGCUUUGGAAGGGUGCAGGCCCAACUGUGGUGAGAGCCAUGUCACUGAAUAUGGGUAUGCUUGCGUCCUAUGAUCAAAGUGUUGAGCUGUUCAGAGACAAAUUGGGUGCUGGGGAAUAUCAGACUGUUAUUGGAGCCAGUGCCAUUUCUGGAUUCUGUGCGGCUGCUUGCAGUCUGCCCUUUGAUUACGUGAAAACACAAAUUCAGAAGAUGCAACCUGAUGCCACUGGCAAGUACCCAUACACUGGGUCUUUGGACUGCGCCAUGCAAACCUUGAAGACCGGUGGCCCAUUUAAGUUCUACUCCGGCUUCCCUGUAUAUUGUGUCAGGAUCGCCCCGCAUGUCAUGAUGACGUGGCUCUUCUUGAAUCAAAUCCAGAAGUACCAGAAGAAGAUUGGCAUAUAAGAUCUCCAGUUGGAGACAAGAGUAUCAAUCCUUAUUCGACACAUUUAAUAACUUUCCAGCAGCUUUGCACUCCCGUGGUUGUUUUUGGUAGACAGAGUUUUAAGCAAUUUCUACCGUAGCUUACAUUUGCUGUGGUACUCUUGACAUUGUUACAAUAAUCACAUAAUCACAUUAUUUGUUGUAAUUGGGGCAAUUUUUUUGGCGGGCA